UGCCCGACGGGAGGAGACCCCGCCGCCCGCGAAGCGCGGGUGCGUCCCAGCGGGAGGGCCCGUGGCGCCGCUGGCCAGGGACUGCCGCCUCCCCCCUCGCAGGACAUCCGGCGGCGGGAGAGGAGAGGAGAGGAGAGGAGAGGAGAGGAGAGGAGAGGAGAGGAGAGGCAGCCCGGUCUGACUGCGGACAAGAGCAGAGGCAGCGGGGGCGGUGAUCCCCGCGCCGGAGCUUCCUUGGAAGCCGCCAGCCCCGGAGCCGGCGGUGCCCGCGCAGGGCGGGGUUGAGCGAGCGGGGCUGGGCAGCAGCGGGUGUGCCCAGAGCAGGAGCUGUGAGCUCUCGGCUCCCCAGCUGCCGCCGGAUCGAGCUGUGAAGGGCACGUCGCUAGAAAGAAACCAGCCCUGGUGUUACAUUUAGCACACUGGACAAGACAUCUGAUAACUGAAUAAUUAUGUUCAGGAGCAAAGCAUUCAGUCUGUUGAAACUGGUUCCCUUGGUGUCUGGCCAAUCAAAUUUGGCUUACAAAUUUAUUCAUCAAGUUAUUGCUUCUCAUGGACAUCGCUGUCACAGAAGUGUGAUUUACAAACAGAGGUACAGGACGCACCCAUGUAGUGCUGGAAGACGAACAAUAAAUGCUGAGACAAAGGUCAUGGCAGAAGAAGAGUUGCCGGGUGUUUUGAUUCUGGAUAUAGGAGGAACUCAUGGUGUGCUAGAAAACCUUGCAGCACUUUUGAAGAAACACUUUCACCUUAUCACCAUGAAGGAAUUUCUUGGAAACAAAGAAGAAAUGAGCAAAAAAAUCCAAUCUGUUUUUGUGUUUGAGUGCAGGCCAGCUAUUGACCGUGAGCUUCUAGAAAGCCUGCCUAAUUUAAAGGUAAUUGGAAACUCUGGGGUUGGAGUGGAUCACUUAGACUUGAAAAUGAUCUCGAGCUUUGGUGUAAAAGUGACCAACACCCCACACGCCGUGGCAGACCCGACAGCAGACAUAGGAAUGGCCUUGAUGCUGGCCUCUGCCAGAAGACUAGUCGAAGGCUGCCAGAUCGUGGUGUCUCCAGAGACGAAGUACUUUGCUGUUGACUGGCUGGGAGUGGAAGUAACCAGAGCGACACUUGGGAUCAUUGGGAUGGGCAGCAUUGGAUACAAAGUGGCUCAGAGAGCCAGAGCCUUCAACAUGAGGAUCCUGUACCAUAACAGAAACCGCAGAAGGAAGGAGGAGGAAGAGGCUGUUGGUGCCCACUACUGUGCAAAGAUGGAAGACUUGCUGCAGCAAUCUGACUUUGUUAUGUUGGUUGUGAACCUGACUCCUGAGACUCGCAAACUGAUUGGGAAAAAGGAGCUGGGGCUGAUGAAACCCACAGCUACUCUCAUAAACAUCAGCCGAGGUGCAGUUAUUGAUCAAGAUGCAUUGGUAGAAGCUCUCCAGAAUAAGGUUAUUAGGGCUGCAGCUCUGGACGUGACAGACCCUGAGCCUCUGCCAAGAGAUCAUCCUUUAUUGAACUUGAAUAACGUCAUCAUAACCCCGCACAUUGGAACUGCAACAGUCCAAGCCAUCCGUAUGAUGGCAGAAGAAGCAAUAGCAAACAUGCUGGCUGUUCUCAAUGGCCAACCCAUUCCAAGUGAAGUAUUUCCCAAAUGAUGAGUGCCAGAUGAUCCACUAAAUCUCCUGUGUAUGGGAAGGCACUAUUUCUUACCACUGUUAAGCUAAAGAAAAGCAACUUGUUCCUGCACUGCUCAUCAUGGUGGUGCAAAACUGUCACCUUACUAGACUUGAUCUGUUCUGUUAGUUACAAUUCUGAAAAAUAAAGUGAAAUGAAUAAAAGAGAUUUGUUAGAAGA
Corvus hawaiiensis (hawaiian crow) is the source of this 1833-nucleotide messenger RNA. Its product is annotated as probable 2-ketogluconate reductase. The record is from RefSeq and is a predicted model, not a curated record. Gene Ontology annotation, cellular component: cytosol. Bases 450 to 1634 code for a protein of 394 amino acids. Lineage: Eukaryota; Metazoa; Chordata; Aves; Passeriformes; Corvidae. The transcript has 8 exons. Gene Ontology annotation, molecular function: NAD binding; glyoxylate reductase (NADPH) activity; hydroxypyruvate reductase [NAD(P)H] activity.